Lutra lutra (Eurasian river otter) is the source of this 3785-nucleotide messenger RNA. RefSeq names its product FIG4 phosphoinositide 5-phosphatase (gene FIG4). The record is from RefSeq and is a predicted model, not a curated record. Bases 220 to 2769 code for a protein of 849 amino acids. The transcript has 23 exons. Gene Ontology annotation, biological process: phosphatidylinositol dephosphorylation. Gene Ontology annotation, cellular component: intracellular membrane-bounded organelle. Lineage: Eukaryota; Metazoa; Chordata; Mammalia; Carnivora; Mustelidae. Gene Ontology annotation, molecular function: phosphatidylinositol-3,5-bisphosphate 5-phosphatase activity.
UGGGGCGGGGUUUGCCUGCAGGUCGCGAGCCGGGAUCAGGAAACACCUGAGCUGUACCCGGUCUCUUGUGUAUUUAGUGCCCAGUGGUGUUUUCUGGCUAGAUCCGGUGUCGGAGGUCUGAGGUGUCUUCUCUCCGGGCCUCUUGGGGCAGUCUGGAGGCUGCCGCACCCUGGGCCGCGGCCUGGUGUCCUGUCGUGGGAGCCCCAACUUGCUCCGACCAUGCCCGCGGCCGCCGCCCCCAUCAUCAGCUCCGUCCAGAAGCUGGUUCUGUAUGAGACCAGAGCUAGAUACUUCCUAGUUGGGAGCAAUCAUGCAGAAACAAAAUACCGUGUUUUGAAGAUUGAUAGAACAGAACCGAAAGAUUUGGUCGUAAUUGAUGAUAGGCACGUAUAUACUCAACAAGAAGUGAGAGAACUUCUUGGCCGCUUGGAUCUAGGAAAUAGAACAAAGAUGGGACAGAAAGGCUCCUCCGGGUUAUUUCGAGCUGUUUCAGCGUUUGGUGUUGUAGGUUUUGUUAGGUUUUUAGAAGGCUAUUAUAUUGUGUUAAUAACUAAAAGGAGGAAGGUGGCAGAUAUUGGCGGUCAUGCGAUAUAUAAGAUUGAAGAUACAAAUAUGAUCUAUAUACCUAAUGAUUCUGUACGAAUUACUCAUCCUGAUGAAGCUCGGUAUCUACGAAUAUUUCAAAAUGUGGACCUAUCUAGCAAUUUUUACUUUAGUUACAGCUAUGACUUGUCCCACUCACUUCAGUAUAAUCUCACUGUCUUGCGAAUGCCCCUGGAGAUGUUAAAGUCAGAAACAACCCAGCCUCGCCAGGAGAGUUUUGACAUCUUUGAAGAUGAAGGAUUAAUUACACAGGGUGGAAGUGGUGUAUUUGGGAUCUCUAGUGAGCCUUAUAUGAAGUACGUGUGGAACGGUGAACUUCUGGAUAUAAUUAAAAAUGCUGUGCAUCGUGACUGGCUGUUGUAUAUUAUUCAUGGGUUCUGUGGACAGUCAAAGCUGUUGAUCUAUGGACGACCCGUCUACGUGACUCUAAUAGCUAGAAGAUCCAGUAAGUUUGCGGGGACUCGCUUUCUCAAGAGGGGUGCGAACUGUGAGGGCGAUGUUGCAAAUGAAGUGGAGACGGAACAAAUACUCUGUGAUGCUUCUGUGAUGUCUUUUACUGCAGGAAGUUACUCUUCUUAUGUCCAAGUUAGAGGAUCCGUUCCUUUAUACUGGUCUCAGGACAUUUCAACUAUGAUGCCUAAACCACCUAUUACAUUGGAUCAGGCAGAUCCGUUUGCACACGUGGCUGCCCUUCACUUUGACCAGAUGCUUCAAAGGUUUGGCUCCCCCAUCAUCAUCUUGAAUUUAGUGAAGGAACGAGAGAAAAGAAAGCAUGAGAGAAUUCUGAGUGAGGAGCUUGUAGCUGCUGUGACGUACCUCAACCAGUUUUUGCCUCCUGAACACAUGAUUAUUUAUAUCCCUUGGGAUAUGGCCAAGUACACCAAAAGCAAGCUGUGUAAUGUCCUUGAUCGACUGAACGUGAUCGCAGAGAGCGUGGUGAAGAAAACGGGUUUCUUUGUAAACCGCCCCGAUUCUUACUGUAGCAUCUUGCGGCCAGAUGAAAAGUGGAAUGAACUAGGAGGAUGUGUGAUUCGCGCUGGUCGCCUGCAGACUGGCGUUCUUCGAACCAACUGUGUGGACUGUUUAGACCGCACCAACACAGCACAGUUUAUGGUGGGAAAAUGCGCUCUGGCUUAUCAGCUGUACUCCUUGGGACUGAUCGACAAGCCAAAUCUGCAGUUUGAUACAGAUGCAGUUAGGUUAUUUGAGGAACUCUAUGAAGAUCAUGGGGACACUCUCUCCCUUCAGUAUGGUGGUUCUCAACUUGUUCAUCGUGUAAAAACCUACAGAAAGAUAGCACCGUGGACCCAGCAUUCAAAAGACAUCAUGCAGACCCUGUCUAGAUAUUACAGCAAUGCUUUUUCAGAUGCUGAUAGACAAGAUUCCAUUAAUCUCUUCCUGGGGGUUUUUCAUCCCACUGAAGGAAAACCUCAUCUCUGGGAACUCCCAACAGAUUUUUAUUUGCAUCAUAAAAAUACCAUGAGACUUUUACCAACAAGAAGAAGUUACACUUACUGGUGGACUCCAGAGGUAAUAAAGCAUUUACCGCUACCAUAUGAUGAAGUUAUCUGUGCUGAGAACUUAAAGAAGUUGAUAGUGAAGAAAUUCCACCGAUAUGAAGAAGAGAUUGACAUCCACAACGAGUUCUUUCGACCAUAUGAACUGAGUAGUUUUGAUGAUACCUUUUGCUUGGCUAUGACAAGCUCAGCACGUGACUUCAUGCCUAAGACCAUUGGCAUAGAUCCAAGUCCAUUUACAGUGCGUAAACCAGAUGAAACCGGAAAAUCAGUCUUGGGGAACAAAAGCAAUAGAGAAGAAGCUGUCUUACAACGGAAAACAGCAGCCAGCGCCCCGCCACCCCCCAGCGAGGAGGCUGUGUCCAGCAGCUCUGAGGAUGAUUCUGGGACCGACCGGGAGGAGGAGGGCUCUGUGUCUCAGCGCUCCACCCCAGUGAAGAUGACGGACACAGGAGACAGUGCCAAAGUGACCGAGAAUGUGGUCCAGCCCAUGAAAGAGGUGUAUGGAAUUAACCUCUCAGAUGGUCUCUCAGAAGAGGAUCUCUCCAUUUAUUCAAGGUUUGUUCAGCUGGGUCAGCGUCGACAUAAACAAGACAGGAGCAGCCAGCAGCUCUGUUCCAGGUGCCCAGAUGGAGUUAUAAAACUGUGACUUCAGUUUGUAUGACUGUUUCCUCAUCUGCAAAAUGGGUUGGUAAAGGCACCUACUCUGUAGGAGGGUGGUAAGCUUAAUAAUGCAUUCAAAAUGCUGAGAAACAGUAUCUGGAAAAAGUUCUAUUAGUUCUAAUCAUCACCAACACCACCACCAUCAUCAUCAUCGACUUCAUCAUUAUUCUUGCUUGUUGGGACCAAACAAAGCAAAGGUUGUGACCAGGAAAGGCUCCCGAUGCUAUGUGCUCAGUUGAGUUUCUUCCAGAAAAUGGGUCACUGUGAAUAUUAAAUGAGGUUGUAUACGUGAGGUGUCUAGAUCAGUGCCUUGCCUUUGGUUGAUGCUUAGCAAAUGUUCUCUUCCCUUUUCUCAGAGCAACUUUAUCAGUUUAUUUAAUACACUUUUGAUCAAUAUUGAUGGCCUAACCUUCUCUGUGUACUACAUCUGCAUGUUCCUAAUUGAUAGUUAAGGGACAGUUAUCAUAAUGCAGGCAAAGACUUGAGCCUUGGAGAGUAGUGGCUAGGAGUUAGGAAAUGGAAUAGAUUUGGGGAAUAUUUGGGAGGCAAAAUGGGACUUGGAUACUGACUCAUCAUGGAGGAAGAGAAAGAAGUCCUUAUCAAGAAUGACCCUUCGAUUUUUUGGUUUGUGUAACAAGUUUGAUUGGUUGAUUGAAACAUUUAUUCAUUUGCACAUAGGUACUGAGUAUCUGGACCAUUCCAGGCUUUCAUUUACUGAGGUCAGGCGUGCUGCAGGAGGAUACAGUUUGCACUUACAGCACCAUCCAGAUGGCCAUGUUUAGGAGGCAGUUGGGUCAACUGAUCUGGAAGUUCUGGGGAUACAAAUGGGAUGGUCAUUUCCUUCUGGGGAUGUACAUGCCUGUGGGUGGUAAUUGAAGUCCCUGUCUAGGGCAGGAAAAGAGAAUAGGAAAAGAGAAUAGAGUGAUGAAGGGUAUUCAACUGAGUCUUAAGGGGAUCUGAGUCUAGCAUCUGAGACUGAGAGAAACUUCCAAAGAAGGCAGA